AUGGUUUGGAUCUGGAUAGGACGCAGGUGGAAGUUGAACGUUGAAGUAAUUGGCGGGCUGUCUGACUCUGAGCACCAAACUCGACCGGACAAUGCCGUCACGCCUUUACUCACCACCAUUCCCCUGUCCAAUGAUUUCUUCUCUCGACCGCCGACGUCGCAGUUUUUGCUCCAAGUAUCCCUCGACUCUGACAUUUCGAUGACCUCUUUCAUUAUCAAGUCGCAUGAAGGCCGUCCUCUGCACCGUAAAUGGACCCCCGAUCCUGAAUGCACGUUUUGUCGUAUUAUAAAACGCGAGCUGCCUGCAUCGAUCGUGUAUGAAGACGAGAAGGUUAUUGCGAUUCUAGAUAUCUUACCCUUGAGGAAGGGCCAUACGCUCGUCAUUCCCAAACCACACAUACCUCGUCUAUCGGACCUUCCACUCGAAAUUUCCUCCGCCGUAGGAGAGGCGGUAUCCAAAGUUGCUCAUGCUUUAACACUCGCACUCGGGAACACUGGUCUCAACGUCGUCUGCAACCAGGAAUACGCGCAAGCGGUCCCCCAUGUGCAUUACCACAUUAUUCCGGCCCCGAAAUUUGGGUCAAGCCAGAUGGCUGAAGCAGCGAACGACAGGACAGACGACAAGGCUCCUUUAACACAUCUUGAGAUGCACCAGAAGGAGUUCGAGGCUCGAGAAGAGCUCGACGAGGAUGAUGCUAAAAUUCUCGUGCAAAAGAUCCGGGCUCGUUUGUAG
Messenger RNA from Cyclocybe aegerita, 732 nucleotides. The record is from the annotation of a GenBank genome assembly. Lineage: Eukaryota; Fungi; Basidiomycota; Agaricomycetes; Agaricales; Hemipholiotaceae.